AUGGCUGUCUGCAACAAGCUAAUGGCUAAUCUAUCAACAUUCACUAAAACUGUUGAUGAUCCGACGAAGAAGGAUAUGUGUAUUAAAGGCAUUGGGGUAGUGGAAAUUGGGCAUUUGAGAAAGUUCAAAGAUAUUUUGCAGCCAGCCUUUGAGUUGAAGAUGAGGGCGACUGCUUAUUGGAAGAUCGUGCUAGGAAGAUUAGUGGACUUUAUGGCACUGCAUUUGCUACUGAGUAUUCAUAAUCUGGUGGACGAGGAGCUCGAAAGCGAGGUUAUCAGUGAGCUAAUGGGUGAUCCUGCUCGUGGUGGCGGAAUUGAGAGGUUACUGGGGGAGUCACCCGCUGUGGCGCGAAAAAGAGAGAAGCUCAAAGGAGUAUUAGCUGCUCAAGGAAUCCAAGGAUGUUCUGGCUACAAUCAUGGACAGAAUUGCUACAACUACUAG
Molecule: messenger RNA, 441 nt
Organism: Spinacia oleracea (spinach)
Lineage: Eukaryota; Viridiplantae; Streptophyta; Magnoliopsida; Caryophyllales; Amaranthaceae
Product: dynamin-related protein 4C-like
Exons: 1
Coding region: 1-441 (146 amino acids)
Molecular function (GO): GTPase activity; GTP binding
Source: RefSeq, a predicted model, not a curated record